Messenger RNA from Lodderomyces beijingensis, 6573 nucleotides. NCBI's taxonomy places the organism in Eukaryota, Fungi, Ascomycota, Pichiomycetes, Serinales, Debaryomycetaceae. The record is from the annotation of a GenBank genome assembly.
AUGUGUGCAUCACACGGAAUCAUGGAUCAUGGAGACCCGCAGGCUACUAGUUAUUCAAAGCUCUUGAAUGAGUCGCUUGCACAGGAGUCUGAUCUCGACUUGGGUGCGCUACUAACAUGGAUCCGCAACCAGAACACAGUUGACGCUGACGAUGAUUACGACACUGUACCUUGCUCCAUUUUGGAAGACGCUUACACGGCAAUGUCCCUUCAAUUGAAUCUUCGAAUAAAGAACUUGCGACACUUGAGCACGCUUGUGGGAGAAUUUUUGGAGAGAUUGGGCGCGGAAGAGGAGGAUUUCUGUUUGGACAGCUUGAGUGCCUCGGGCUGGGUUGGCCAGUUGCGGAGAUUGAUUGUCUGUCUCUUCAAAGAGGGUGGUGAUUUCAAAAGCUACAACAUGUUACUAAGAGCAUUGCGCAGCUCGAAUCAGCUCGCCCGGCUUGUCAUCUUGGACUUGAUGAAUCGGAUUUGCAAUGAUAACCCCAAGUUUUUCCCCUUUAUGAUCUGUUCUCAGCAGGUGAAUUUCCCGUUCAAAAACAGCAUCACCGACUCUUUCACCAUUUAUACCUGGUUCAGAGUAGAGAGCACCAACCACUGGGAGGAAACGAUAACUAUAUGCACGCUCACUUGCUCCGACCCAUCAACCGAGCAGAACAACACGAUAUUCAAGGUCCAGCUACUAAACUUGGAGCAAGUUGCUGUUGUCAUUGAGAACCCGAGAACAAAAUCACGCUCUCGUUUUAGCUUCAACCACAUUUUCAGUUUUGCUGGCGAGCAGCAGCAGCAACAGAUGAUGAUGGUGCAAUUAGUGUUGAUCUAUAAUCGCUCAACAUUGAGCUUGUAUCUCAACGGACAACAUAGCGAGAGUAUACCCUGUGCCGGGCUUUCCAAGGAGUCGAUAACCUGGAACAAAAUCUCCAUCGGAUGCGAUUUGGAAGACAAAGACGCACGGUUGAUGAUUAGAAAUAUGACUCUCCUCAGGUGCAGUUUGAGCCGCGAGUGGAUUUUGGUGCUUUUCUACCUCGGUGCUGAGUAUAACUGGGACUUCAAGGACAUGGACAAGGAUUCUGUAAAAGGCUUGGUUAAUCGACUAACGAAAACAGAUUUGAUGGAAGUGUCGAAAAACUUGAUGGCAUUCCGUAAUGGUGGUUCCCCGACCCUAGCCAAGGCCAAGGCCAGUAGCAAUACCACUAGCAAUAGAUUGGGACAAGAACGGUGCGGUGCGGGGGAUAAGGGACGGCGCAUUCCAGUAGCGGGUAAGUUCUUGGACCCGACUUUUAUCGUGGACACUUUGCUGCGAGUCAAGGAAGAUUCAGUCUUGUUUGACAGCAACGAGCUUCUACGGCACCUAAUGCAACGUCAAAAAGGGUUUGCCUCGACGGCAGGAAACCAGUUUUCUGUACAUGUUCCCAUGGCAUUUUACGAUGCCAUCAGAGUCACCGGCACCCCGAAUGUCAUUUUGGACGUUAUCAACCAAGCCAUCCACAAUCCCGAGGUGCAACUUCGCGAUUCAAUCAUAUUCCUGGGCUUGAAUUUACUAUUGAGUCUUUCCGUGUGCAAUUGGAGGCUAAGAGACGACUUUGUCGCGCAGCAGGGGUACGGCAUAGUUUCGGUGUUGAUGCACAAGUUCAAAAGUGUCAACCCUUCGUUGACCUUGGAUCUUUCCCCGUUUCUACAAAAGCCUUCUGGAAUGUUUGACCGCGGAGAGGCAAACUUAUUGGAUGUCUUUUUGAAAUAUAGCUUGUCCGGGUUGAAUAACCCGUAUCAAUUUGCUAUUCUGAACCCCGUUUGCUUCAAGCACUUGCUCUUGGAUUUUUCCCUAUACCAAGAAAGCGGAAUGAUGGCCCACUUGUUUGGCCGGAUAGAGGAUUUGUUGGAGCACUCAAAAUUCCAAACCCAGAAUACACUGGAACUAAAGUCGAUGAAACUUGCCAGAAAAGUGUUUCAUUACCUAAAGAGCCCCACCGCCAAAGUUGGCGACAAAACAAUUGACGAUCCGUUAAAACUGCAAUUGCUUCUGAUCCUUGAGCUGAUAUUGGAGCAGGAUCCCUCCUACGAUACGAUACAUCUGGCGACCGCGUUCAUCGUCUUUGCACUACAUAAUCCAGAGGCUUCUUCUUCUUAUGGAAUACUAACAUUGGAGGCCAUAACUAAUCACCUUUGCCGACCGACAACACCGAUCAAGACGUUGCGACGCUUCUCACGCUGGAUAACCAUCCAAUGGCUAUUGGUGUUGUUUGACACGAAAAUCGACGUGGUGGUUUUCUGUGGAGUGAAAAUAUUGACCCGGUUGUUGAAAACUUUAAACUCUGUGCUCAUAAAGAGAUUUUUCAUUACCAACCAUGGCCUCGAUAUCCUCACUGAAACGUUGAAGCCGUGGUGGAAUAGCGACUGCAUUCUAGAGUUGAUUUUCUUGAGCUCGUUUGCCGCAAACCUGCAGCGCCCCGAACGCGGCACUGUUUACCGCUCGCGAUCUACAUCAACGAGCACCGAUAGCAUCUGCUUCCCCGAGCUAAUUUUGCUCGCCAACAAUUUGAUUUUAAACUCGAUGUACUCCUUGAGUCUGUCGACUGGCAAUUUGAUGGGGAGCAACCCCUCUACUCCGUCCAACGGUGACACCAGCGCUCAAAAAGUUUGCUUAGAAAAUGAUGUCUUGUCACGGAUCAACACGUACAUUGGAUGGAUCCAGAACUAUGGUGUUAUAGAAAAAAUGAUUGGCGAGAAAGAUUUCAUGGAAAGUUUGGUGGAGUUGCUAGGAUUUCUCAAAUUGGGCAAUCUGUGGUUCGAUGAUGAGACUCAAAGCAAUAUCAAGGACACACAAGAGCGCAUGGUUCUGGUACUUGUCGAUUCAUACGUUUCUAGUUUAUCGUCCACAAAAUUUGAGACGUCUUUGAAGAAGUUGAGUGAUUUUGCAAUAAAAGUUUUAUGCGAAAUGGUUUUCCCUGGAAUUUUCAGGACUGUGACUGAGGAGCUUGUUGCGAACGACAAGGCUUCCAUUCCAAAAGAAAGGAGAUUUUGGUCAAACGUCCUGGAGUUGUUAUCAACUUUCCACGGCGAGUUGAUCAGCCAAGACUUUUCAAUAAGUUCAAGCACUUUGAAUUCAUACAUCAUCUGCCUUUGCUCAUUUGUUGAAUCCAAUCCAAAUCUGUCGGGAAGGAUGAAACAGAUCUUGGGCGAGUGUAUAAUGUUGAACCUUUCAAAGUUGGUGAGCGAACCAUGCCCUUUAGGCGAGACCUUUACUGAUUUCAUCAAGGAGCUUUUGUAUCGUCAAGUGAUUAUUACAGACAAAAAUGUACUUGGUGAUGACAAAGUAGCGGCGUUGUUGCAGCUAUUGCUCGGAUUGAACUUGACUCAAGCCGAGCCUAACCAGCGCCGCCUCGAGUUGUCAUUUGGCUUGCUCCGGUCCAUAUGCCUACUCCGGCAAAAUGACACACCCAAUAUUAUCAAGUCCAUUGAUUUGGAUGAUAUCCUUUUAGAUGAGUUUUUCACGAACUUGACCCUGAGAAACGAUGUCGAUACUUUGCAAAAAUUGAAGAAAUAUCCUCCAUUUGUGAAAGCUUUGCUGAAGCUGGUUCAAACGAUAAAGACAGAAGUCUUGAAGAAGGAAUUGAAGCGGGUCUCCGACAUCAUCAAAGUCGCACUUCACAAUGGAGGCCGCUUGGGCCAAAUGAACAGCAUAUACAUCAAGGCCUGCGAAAAGGAUUGUCAGAUGUUAAAAGCUCAAGAGGUGACUUCGGAAUUGGCCUCUUACAAUAAGAAUAGCCGGGCGCGCAAGGACCGCGCCGCAAAUUGGACGCGUGCUUUGCACUCCUGUGUCACGGAGUCAUCCAGGAUUUAUGAUCCCAUGUGGGCCCACACGUAUGUGUUAGACUACAUUGAAAAUGCCAACAGAAUGCGCAAGCGUCUCGUUGUCGAGGACUUGUUGCCGGACUCGGAGAAAUUGGACUACGAAAUGGACAUUCCACUAAAGGAAGUGGCAAACAUGGCAGACUCGUUGGACGAAUAUGAUUAUGGUUAUGAUUUUGCAAACAUAUCAGGUACUUUACAAGAACUAAGUUUGUCUAGCGACAACGGUGGUUCAAGAGAACCCCUUCCACAAGGUCUUGCCGUUGACGAGAAUGAGCCCCUCGAAGGGAAUGCAUCGGAGGAUAAGAACAAAAGAGUAAGCAGCAGCAUGUUUGUUGGGGACCACAUUGUUUCCCUAUGGAACGUUAGUCAGAUCAAUGGCUUGGUGCCCGCUGAAAGUUUAUUGAUCUUGGGAUCGACCCAUUUGUAUUUGUUUGAAAAUUACUUUCUCGGCGAAGAUGGCAAUGUCUUGGACAUCACCGAAGCUCCUGCCGAGUUGAGGGACCCCAUAUUGCGGCUCGUUAACUCGCAAACAAAAAUCGAAAACGAGUCAAAGCCUAUAUUGCAUCGGAUGAAAAGCUGGGAUUUGACGAAAUUCAGUGCCAUUUCCAAGCGACAGUUUUUGCUCAGAGAUAACGCCUUUGAGAUGUUCUUUAGCGAUGGGGCAACUGUGCUAACCACGUGUAUUUCCCGCAAGGAAAGAGACGUCAUCUACUCCAAGUUGAAAUCAGUGGCCACUGGUAAAGGAAUCAACGUCGAUCUUGCCAAAGUUCUCCUGUCCAAUGCAGGAUGGACGUUUGACAAUGCCUUUUCCACCAAAUUGGUCAAUGCUUUUUCAAGCGGGAUGGCUCCCGCACCCUCAUAUGUACCUGCGACAAAAAAGUGGAAACGAGGAGAAAUGUCAAAUUUCGACUACUUGAUGAUCAUCAAUACAUUGGCUGGCCGUACUUUCAACGAUCUAACUCAGUAUCCGGUUUUCCCAUGGGUCUUGUCUGAUUAUUCCAGUACAACUUUAGAUUUAUCCAACCCAAGAACGUUUCGUGAUUUAUCCAAGCCAAUGGGUGCGCAAACAGAGAAAAGAGCACUGCAGUUCAAGGAGCGCUUUGACGCUUUAAACAGCUUUGAUGACCAUUCGAUCCCAGCAUUCCAUUACGGAACGCACUACUCCUCGGCCAUGAUUGUCACGUCCUACUUGAUCCGAUUAAAGCCCUUUGUUCAUUCCUAUUUGCUUUUGCAAGGUGGGAAAUUUGACCACGCGGAUCGUCUUUUCAACUCCAUCGAAAAGGCGUGGCUUUCUGCCUCUCGUGAUAAUUCGACGGACGUGCGGGAGUUGACCCCCGAGUUCUUUUGCUUACCGGAGUUUUUAACCAAUGCAAAUCAGUUUGAUUUCGGCCUUUUACAGAAUGGACUGAGCGUCAACAACGUGGAGCUUCCUCCGUGGGCAUGCAAUGAUCCUCAUAUUUUCAUUGCCAAGAACCGGGAGGCGUUGGAGAGUCCAUACGUGUCUGCAAAUUUGCACUCGUGGAUAGAUCUCAUAUUUGGGUUCAAGCAAGACGGUGCUGAAGCAAUCAACGCUUUAAACGUCUUCCAUCACUCCUCGUACAACGGGGCAAUUGAUUUGGAUAAUAUCGAUAACGAAAUGGAAAAGAAAGCCGCAAUCGGAAUGAUCAAUAAUUUUGGACAAACGCCGAGCAAAGUGUUUGAUAAGCCUCACGUCAUGAGGGAUGUGUUGAACUUGCCCAAUUUAUACUUGACUGAUCAGCCGCUGGGCAAGGUUCCAGCACACGUCGUGUUUGAAUCCAAGUCGAAUCUGCCUAUGCUCAAGUUGGAAAAAACGUCUGGCAACGACAAGGCAAAGUGGGUUGGCCGUCCGACACUUGUAUCUGGCGAGGAUGGGUUGUUGAUCCGCAAAUCAAAGAGGUCAAAUAGUUGUGGCGGCACUUUAGUGAUUAAUGAAAAGCUCUUUAUCGACAUCCAUCCCAGUGAUAUAACGGCCAUGCGUCAAAUAGGAAACAGGACAUUCCUAAUAGGUGGGGAAGAAGGUCUCAUCUCCGCGUGGAAAUGUACCAAUGACCAAAGAAUGACAGUAGAGAAUGAGGCAACCCUCAGGGGACAUUUCUCCCCAGUUGCAGAUAUCGCAUCUAGCAAGAGUUUUGGAGUUGGAGCCAGUAUCGACCUGGAAGGACACGCCAUAGUUUGGGACCUCACAAGGUUUGCCUUUAUGCAUAAACUCGACGCUUGUGUGACAGAAUCUUUAUUUUCCAAUUUCAACACCGUGGCCAUUUCAGAUGACUCUGGUUACAUUGCCACGCUCGUUGGCUCGGAUAAAGAAGCACUUUUGCAGAUUUUCAGCUUAAAUGGAACCCGGCUAUUGAGCAAAACUUUUGGUGGUGCUGGGGGGGCCAUGUUGGUGGCUUUUGGGGAAUCCGACGAGGACACAAAUGGCCAGCUGGGGGAGAGUACAGCCUCGAGCACUCACCCAUACUGGUCCAACGAAGUAUUGGCAAUCGCAAAUGGCAAGACAGUUGAAAUCUUUGAAAUCGUUUGUGAUUCUAGUUGGACGUUGAAAAGAAUACAGAAAUUGGAUACUGUUUUUGAGAAUAUUGCUGGUCAAAUCUCGGCUUUAAGGCUCUUCAAGUGCUCGAAGCUGGAUAACGAUGAUUGUCUCGUGAGGGGAGCAUUGAAAGUCGUUGUUGGCGACACGGCUGGGAAAGUCUACAGUUUGUGA